CUUUCAUUACUUUUGUUUUAUUCGGUUUCCGUGAGGAUACAUGCUAUAAGCAAAAAAGUAGUAGCUAUCAAUAGAUAAUUUAUUAUUAAACAAAUAAUACUAUAUCUGCAAUGUUAAGUUAAAGUAAAUAAUCGUGUAAAAUAAUAUUUAUUGUAUUGUUUUUAAUUCGAAAUAAUAUUAACACUAAUAUUGACAAAGAUAGCAUAAUAUUUGGUUAUACGUUUUUAUUUUUUAAUAGAAGCGUAAUUCACAACAGUCAGUUAGACCGUCGAAUUUCAAUUUAAAAUGUUUGAAAUAAUUUUUUACAUAAUUGUUGUCAUUUUUGUGGCGAUGUGGUGUUACUCAAAAUGGCAAAAGAGGCCAUUUGAAAAAUUGGCAGCUAUUAUGCCGGGGCCUACUUCUUACCCGAUCAUUGGAGUAGGAUAUCAGUUUAUUGGAUCAACAACAGAACAGAUCAUGAGCACAGUAAUUGGAUAUGUGAAAGAUUAUAAUCUCGAGCCAUAUAGACUUUGGAUUGGACCAUAUUUUGGAGUAGUCAUUGUUAAACCAGAAGACCUACAAAUUGUCUUAAAUAGUUCAAAAGCGCUUCAGAAAGGCAGUAUGUACGUUUUUUUCAAGAACAUUGUUGGUGAAGGCUUAUUUUCUGCACCAGUUGACAAAUGGCGGAAACAUCGUCGAAUCAUAUCGCCUUUGUUUAGUGGUAAACUUUUGGCACAAGUUUUCCCAGUAUUUGUCGAGAAAAACAAAAUCCUUGUAAGGAACGUCACGAAACAAUUAAAUAAAACACAAGCGUUCGAUAUCUGGGACUAUAUUGCACCAGCCGCACUUGAUACUAUUUGCGAAAUUACUAUGGGUUACAAUCUUGACACUCAAUCGAACAAAAGUGAAUGUGAAUUUGCCGAAGCAGUAAUAACAGCAACAGAUUUAGACGCGAUGCGAAUUUACAAGCCAUGGUUACAUCCAGAAUUUGUUUUUUCAAUGUAUGUAAAACUCACUGGACAGCAAAGAGUCUUUGAAAAAGUGCAAACAUUUCCAAAACAAGUAAUCAAAGAGAAGAAAAGCGAAUUUGACCAGAAAAAAAAAGAAAUUAAUGCUAAAAUAAACGUUACCGACGGUAAAAACGAAAACCAAUCAAAACUAUUUUUGGAUACAUUGCUUGAACUGAACAAUGAUGGUGAACAUUUUUCAGAAUCUGAUAUUAGAGAUCACGUUGUUACCAUAUUGUCAGGGGGCAGUGAAACCAGUGCUAUCACAAUCUGUUUCUGUCUUUUGAUGUUAGCUAUAGAACAAGAUAUCCAAGAUAAGGUAUAUGACGAAAUUUACCAUAUAUUUGGUGAAGGUGACCGAACAAUAACUAUUGAAGACACUACUAGACUUGUGUACUUAGAAAAAGUGAUAAAAGAAACCCUUCGGUUAUACCCUGUUGGGCCAGUGUUACUCAGAUCAACUGAAGAAGAUCUUCAAAUAUUUUCAAGUGAUUACGUAUUGCCUAAAGGAACAACAUGUGUUAUAAGCGUAAUAGGCACACAUUAUAAUCCUGAUUUGUACCCGAAUCCUUGGACUUUUGACCCUGAAAGAUUCAGCCCAGAAAAUGUCGCUAAACGUCAUAGAUAUAGCUUCAUACCUUUUAGUGGUGGUCCAAGAGGUUGCAUAGGAACCAAAUAUGCUAUGAUAUCGUUAAAAGUCGGCGUGUCUACGUUCUUGCGAAAUUUUAGCGUACAUACAGAUAUCAAACAUACAGAUAUUAGGUUAAAAUUAGGUUUAUUGAUGAGAAGUGCUAAUGGUUACCCUGUUACGAUUCGACCACGAGUCAAAAGACCGACAUAUGAGUGAAAUCAGAAUUCACUAGGAUAAUGCACAAUUGAUUAAUGAUUAAUCCGAUUCAUGAAUUUUUUAAAUGUUAAAAUUAAUGUAUUAUGUGUAUUUUUGAAUACAGUAUAUGGUGUUGACAAGAAUAAACUGCCAAGUGGAGGUUACAUACUCAGUUGUUUAAUAAACGUAAUUUGUUUACUGCUCAGAGCUCCAGAAGUUUUCUUCACCACUGUGAUAACUUAAAUACGUUUUUAUUUAAAUUAUUCCAAUCAAGUUAAAAUUAAAACAUUCAAUAUCAAAGAAAUAUUAUAUUGUUCAUUGAUUAUGAAUUAUAUUCGUUCUUAGGAGUUAGAUAUGAUAUAAAAAAACCCAUUCACUAAAAAAGUUAAAGUUAGAUUCUUUAGGUCAGUGGUGACAAAGCACGGCUCGAGGGCCAUAUUCGGAUAUCGACCAUUUUUUUAAAUGUGUUAAAAUUAAUUCCAAAUUGAAAAAAAAUACUAACAAUGUAACUAACAUUGUAACGUUUGUUAAAUUUAAGAUUAAUUAGUAUUUCCCAUUUCUUAUUGUGUAAAUAAUAGUCUAAUUUGUAUCAGUGUACCUAUAUUAAUCUGUGCCAACAAUGAAACAUAAUAUUCACUAAAGGAAAUAUUUGAACUCUUGGUCCGCCAAUAAUUUUGUAUAGCUUUUUGUAAAAAAAUCAUACUUUUAAUUUAGAUUCAUUAUAUUUAUGUAUACUUACAA
Myzus persicae (green peach aphid) is the source of this 2553-nucleotide messenger RNA. RefSeq names its product cytochrome P450 4C1-like. The record is from RefSeq and is a predicted model, not a curated record. Gene Ontology annotation, molecular function: oxidoreductase activity, acting on paired donors, with incorporation or reduction of molecular oxygen; heme binding; iron ion binding. The coding region runs from base 286 to 1833 and encodes 515 amino acids. NCBI's taxonomy places the organism in Eukaryota, Metazoa, Arthropoda, Insecta, Hemiptera, Aphididae. The transcript is spliced from 12 exons.